This is a messenger RNA of Notolabrus celidotus (New Zealand spotty), 4622 nucleotides long. RefSeq names its product cAMP responsive element binding protein 1b (gene creb1b). Lineage: Eukaryota; Metazoa; Chordata; Actinopteri; Labriformes; Labridae. The record is from RefSeq and is a predicted model, not a curated record. The coding region runs from base 189 to 1208 and encodes 339 amino acids. Gene Ontology annotation, molecular function: DNA-binding transcription factor activity, RNA polymerase II-specific; cAMP response element binding; protein binding. Gene Ontology annotation, biological process: regulation of transcription by RNA polymerase II. Gene Ontology annotation, cellular component: nucleus; ATF4-CREB1 transcription factor complex. The transcript has 8 exons.
UCGUUCGUACCUCGGGCAUUUCCGGUCAGUGUCGCCAUCUGCUUUCUCGUCCUUCUCCAAUCUCCGUGUUGUUGUUCCCGGUGACGCGGCGGAGGUGUAGCCUGACGCGGGCUCUUACGUGUCGGCCAGAAUAAAAGUGGAGCUCCGGAGGCCCGGGAGUGACGAAAGGAGCCUGUAUCGCUUAACAAAUGAAGAUGGAGUCGGCAGUAGAGGCUCAGCAGGGGGCGGAGACUGCUGUGACUGAGACGGAAAGCCAGCAGAUCACUCCGGCUCAGAUCGCCACCUUGGCACAGCUAGGUGUACUCUCUCCUGAAUUUCAGGUGACCAUGACAGCAGGCCACGCCUCCGCAACAGGUCCGACAGUCACACUGGUUCAGCUUCCAAAUGGACAGACGGUUCAGGUCCACGGAGUCAUCCAGGCUGCACAACCGUCCGUUAUCCAGUCCCCACAGGUUCAGGCUGUACAGAUCUCCACCAUAGCAGAGAGCGAGGACUCUCAGGAGUCAGUGGACAGUGUGACUGACUCUCAGAAGCGCAGAGAGAUUCUGUCACGACGCCCUUCAUACAGGAAAAUCCUGAACGAUCUUUCAUCCGACGCUCCGGCAGUCCCUCGAAUUGAGGAGGAGAAGGCGGAGGAUGAUUCCUCUGCUGCAGCUGCCACGCCUGCAAUCACCACCGUCACCGUCCCCACACCCAUCUACCAGACCAGCAGUGGACAAUACAUUGCCAUCACACAAGGCGGGGCCAUUCAGCUGGCUAACAACGGUACAGAUGGCGUUCAAGGCCUUCAGACUCUCACCAUGACCAACGCGGCAGCAGCAGCUCAGCCUGGAGCCACCAUCCUCCAGUACGCACAGACCAGCGACGGACAACAGAUACUGGUACCCAGUAACCAGGUGGUGGUCCAAGCUGCCUCAGGAGACGUCCAGGCCUAUCAGAUCCGAGCAGCCCCCACCAGCACUAUCGCCCCCGGAGUGGUCAUGGCGUCCUCCCCCGCCCUCCCCGUCCAGGGCGCUACUGAAGAGGUCACCCGCAAACGGGAAGUCCGCCUCAUGAAGAACAGAGAGGCGGCGCGUGAAUGUCGCAGGAAGAAGAAGGAGUACGUGAAGUGUCUGGAGAACCGCGUGGCCGUCCUGGAGAACCAAAACAAGACACUAAUCGAAGAACUGAAAGCCCUUAAAGACCUUUACUGCCAUAAAUCGGAGUAGUUCCUGUCUCCAGAACAGAGAGCUGGGCUAAGUAGCACUUCAGUUUCUUCAAAUACUUCGACUGUUUGAUUCUGCCUGCCUGGCCUUCCAGUUUGCACACGGCUGGCUCUUUUUGACUAAAACCCCCCCUCCUGAUCAAGGUUCUGCUCACACUGUCCUCUCUUAUGUUAGUGUUAGGGAAAGUUUGGAAACAUAAACAUCCAGUGAAUACUCUGGAGAAUGUCAGUCAAUGAUUCUGAUAACUGGUGUUAGUAAAGUGCUACCUGAAAAUGCAUAGUUGAAAAUAUCAGCGUUAUUAAAGUUCUGAUCAGCCGGGGAUGAUGUGCUUCACACCUUCUCCUGUCAGCCUGUAUCUUAUUGUAGAUCUGGGUUAUACUCAAAGAAGAUACAUGACUGAACUCAUUACAACUGUUGAAGAGAUACUUCAUGUUUAACUGGCCUCAAAUAAUAUCUCCAGUGGUUGACUGACAGUAUGUCUUUGAACAGUUCCCAUGGUGUCAUGGCACUUACUUUAACUUGUGUUCCUGUUUAAAACAGCUGUUAAACUGUACACCAGGACUUUAUUUAAGGCAGUCUGUUGUGUAGUUUUAUGGAAACCUGUCGGAUAUUAAUGUGAAGAAUAAACUCUUCAAUAAAGGGUCCAGUGUGGGGAAUAAUCAGGCCAGCUAUGACAGAAACACCCAGCUUUAAAACACAGAUUUAUUUAUGAACAGUUAAAGUUUUCUUGGUGACAUUUUGCCCUCAGAACAAGUUUUUUUCUCUUUAAAAAAUGUGUUGAACAGUGAAGGUUGGGACAUUUCUUCAACAGACAGCCUCAGGCAGCUGCAGUUGAAGCUUUUGGAUAAAUGAUGAACCUCUACCUGAUGAAACAGCCUAAUAUAUUUCCAUUUGUAUAUCCGACUCUACAACUAAUUAGGCACAAAUAUGAAAUUAUAGCACAAAUAAUUCAUUUUUUUCUAAGUGGUUUUAAAGAUGCUACCAACUGCCAACCUUACAAUAAGCCGAAACCUGUUGUGUUCAAUCAUCUCUCUGCUUCUACAGAGUAGAUGAUUUUCAGAGAGGCUUGUAAAUGUGAGUCAUGAGGAAGGUACGGUCGAGCUUUAAAGAGAGAUUAUUAUGACUAAUAAUUUAAAGACUUGGGAGCACUUAUUUUUUAUUUUUUGCUGACAUUUUUAAUCCUCAUGGAAACAUUUUACACUCUAGUGUGAGUUCAGUUUAAACCAUUCUGAAGUGAAAACAAAUCUGAAUGAUAAAGUUUCUGUUCAAAACAGUCACAACGAAAAAAAGAGACGUUUCUGACUCAUCAGUAGUUUUUGAGUCAAAGCACAGUACUCGUGUUCAUUCAGGUGUUGUCAUGUUCAAGAUCGUCAGGGGUUGCUUAAUACUCGAUGUCAGCAGUUAACUGGUUCAAUAAAAUGUAUCAUAGCACAAGAGUGUUGCCAAAAAAGGUCAGAAAAAGAAGAUCCAGGUUGUAGAAAAACACACAUUCAAUGUGAAGUCACCAGAGAGCUCUGUGUUUUAUUAUUUAAGUCUAAGGUGAGGUCAAGCAUCAUCUCAUUGUGCCACGGUAAACGGUCCGUUUCCAGGACUUUUGAUUUUUCACAUGUUUUACAUCGUCGUGUCUGUUUUGCUUUGUCUGUUAAAUGUUAAAAAAAAUGAGACAUGAGAUUACAGGGCCGUUUGUUUGUUGUUUAAAUGUAGCAGGUUGGAUUCUUUGUGAGAUCUACAGAAACAUAGUCUACAACAACUACAUUAUAUAAACACUAAAGAUCCAUGGGGACGCGUGAAAACAGAUUGUUUGUGUUGGACUUUUAUGAAAAGAUUUCUGUAUUUGUGUGUUUAUUUUUUUAUAUUACUGUACAUAGGAUCUACAGCAUGUGUAGACAUCAUUGUUUUCUGUUUAUUUGAUAUCAAAAAAAUAUUCUUAUGACUUUUCAUAUUUGUAAUAUACAUCAGUGUACAAUAGGAGACUAUGUAAGUGUGUAUUCAUGUAAUCUACCAGGCCUACAACCGUCAUGGCAGCUAAGUGUAUGAGAAGAGGCCUUUUGUUGGAGAUGUGAUGUUGUGGAGUGCCGUGCUGUUCAGGAUCCACAGUGUUUGUUUGUAGAGAAGAGCAAGUCUGUUGAGAGCAGCUGGGGUCCACAAAAUAUACCCGUUUUUAUAAUUAACGGUUUUGAUGAAUCAAAAUCUGCACAGCGAAACCCUUGAUGGCUUCACACUCAAACUCAUGGUUAGAUUUUAUUUUUAUGGUUAUAUUUCUCCCACCAAACCCUUUCUGACACCUCCAAACGAAAAGCACAAAUUUCCAUCCCACUAGAGCGCUUGUGUUUAUUUGACCACACUCUAACUCCCUAAUUUACUACAGUGCUACAUGCUUUCUUUUAAUUCUGUUAAAAUACAUGUUUGUUUUUUUAUCAACAACCAACCCAAGUUCUUUAGCUAGCUCCAACUUGAGAGUAAAGAAAACCAGCUAUAUGCUCUGAGAGGAUGUCCUCAAUAAUAUAUCAAACUUUCUUUGUUUUGAUUAUUAAAAUAUCAUGUUUUCAUGGUAGCACUGCCAUAUUCCCUUCCAAAUUUUAAACAUUUUGAUAUUGUACAGUUUGAAUUUGUAAUGUAUAGAGUUUAGAAGAGUUGAAUCAGCGUCAGAAACCACACGGCACUUCAAAGACUUUGAAUAAAAUCAUCUCAUAUUGACCCUGAGCACAUUCGUAUAAGCUGUAGGUGUUCAUGGUGACACUGUUUGCUCUCCUUGUGCCCAUCAGAGGAAUCCAAACGCACAGUGUGUUUAUUAUGAUGCAUUUUUAGGGACAAGUCUGACACUUUCACCCUUGUGAACAGGCUGGACAGCAUUCUGAACUUUAAGAUACUGGUGCCAUUGUGAUGAAAUGUUUACUGGAUAAAAAAUAAUUUCCUCCUCUUGUAACUCACUCAUCCAUUGCUGGUGCUGAAAAAACAUAUAAUAACCUUUCUUUUGUUGAUUUGGUAUAGUGAGUGAGCUCAACUUUGUGAUGUGUUAUACAAUAAUCUUACAACAAAACCAAAAGUGUUUUCAUUUCUGUGCCACGAUAGUUUAAACCCAAAGGGCCUCAUUUGUGCAUGAAACAGAUUGUUAUCCAUGUGUGUAAAAGUAUAUAUAAAUAUAUAUAAAUAUAUCAUUUCUAGAACAGUAAUAAUGACUUUUUUCUAACUUUUAAUGUGAUCUGUUUGUAUAUUGCCACUUUUGCAAGCCAUCAUCUGAAGAUGCCAUGUAUUGUAUAGUAUGUUGUAGAGAAAAGGUCACUAAAUGAUGCUGUUUGUUUUCAACACAUGAUAAAACUACACCAGCCCAUUAUUUCAAAGUGCUGUUACUCAGACGUUCAUCACUCUUUUGUAAACACUUGCUAUGUUGCAAUAAAAUGCUCUUGAAGACUGUUA